GUCGCUCCUGCGCCUCCACGUCGGCACCGGCUGCGGGGCAAGAUGGAGUCGCUGAUCCUGGAACCCUCCCUGUACACUGUCAAAGCCAUCCUGAUCCUGGACAACGACGGAGACCGGCUCUUUGCCAAGUACUACGACGAGACCUACCCCAGCGUCAAGGAGCAAAAGGCCUUUGAGAAGAACAUUUUCAACAAGACCCACCGCACCGACAGUGAGAUCGCCCUCCUGGAAGGCAUGACGGUGGUCUACAAGAGCAGUAUCGAUCUCUAUUUCUAUGUGAUCGGCAGCUCCUAUGAAAACGAGCUGAUGCUCAUGGCCGUCCUGAACUGCCUCUUUGACUCACUGAGCCAGAUGCUGCGGAAAAAUGUAGAAAAGCGAGCUCUGCUGGAGAACAUGGAGGGGCUCUUCUUGGCUGUGGAUGAGAUCGUGGACGGAGGGGUGAUCCUCGAGAGUGACCCCCAGCAGGUGGUGCACCGGGUCGCGUUAAGGGGUGAAGACGUGCCCCUCACGGAGCAGACGGUGUCUCAGGUGCUGCAGUCAGCUAAAGAACAGAUCAAGUGGUCGCUCCUGCGGUGAAGACGCCCCAAGUCUGGCUCCCAGCACCCUCCCAGCACUCCACACUUCUGCUGCGACUUCUCGUCCAAGUCCAGACCCCCAGCCGAUGCUCUCUGGGCCGUCUUGGGGAACAGAGGGACCCUUGACCCCCCGUCCCACUGGGUGGUGGUUCGCCCCUCCAACUCCUGUUCCUCCCUCUGUGUGUGCUGUUCGGGGGUCAAGGCCCCGCGGAGCUGGCCGCGCACCCUCUCCUCCUCUAGAUGGAUUCUGCUCCCAAGCUCUCCUGCACCCACACCGCCGCCCCCCCCCCCCCAAAAAACCCUACUCCUCAACUUCUGUGCCCUUUGUUGCAGCUACACUUCAGAUCAAAGCGAGAGAAAGAAUGUGCUGAGUGUUUUCCUCCCUCUGCCCUUGCCGGCCUUCGCCCUUGCCGGCCUUCGCCCAGGCCGCCCAUCUGUCUGUCCAGCCCAGGGAGAGAGAAUUCCUCUCUGGCGAGUGGGGGCCAGUGGGGGUGGGGACCUCAUUGCAGCCCACUUAACUGGCCUCAUUAUUUUCGCCCGCGCCUUCGUGCUGCGGAACGGCUGAGGCGGAUAGGCAGGGCCAGAGCGGAGGGAGCAGUGAUUUCAGUUGGACUGGAGAGGCCUCGUGCAAACUCCGGGUUCCGGGCGCAGACGCGUUCCCUGCCCUGCUCCCGGCUCAGAGCUUCGGUGCUGCUGUGGUCUGGGAGUUGGCGGCGGCGGGAGCGGCCGCUCCUUCUGGGCCAUCUCCUCUCCCACCUCUGCGGCCAGGCGGCAGCUUCGCCUGACUCGUGCUCUGUGCCCUGGAGCCGCCUCAGUCCCCCUGCACUGAAGCUCCACUCUAGGCUCGGGCAGAAGAGUUUCUGCCCAGAACGGAGGGAGAGACUGAAAUUUAUGACUUGGGCCUCUGCGCGCCCUCAGGCCUGCGUUCCCUCCUCUGCCUGGGGCCUGCGGGCGCUGCUGCCGCCGAAAGGUGUCUCCAGGCUGCCUCAGCCUCACAUCUGGGCCCGGCAUGCCAGGUUGCUGGGAUAAGGUGCCUUUCUGUCCAAAACCCCGGCACUGGUAUUUCCCCAAGAAGCAGGAGAAUGGAGCUCUCUCUCUGGGCUCUGAGCUUUCCCCCCGACUCAAAACUUCACACACACCGGGGCGGGAGCGAUAGCACAGCGGGCAGGGCGUCUGCCUUGCACACGCCCGACCUGGGUUCGAUUCCCAGCAUCCCAUAGGGUCCUCUGAGCACUGCCAGGAGGAAUUCCUGAGUGCAUGAGCCAGGAGGAACCCUGUGCGUCGCGGGGUGUGACCCAAAAAGCAAACACACACACACACACACUCUUCCCUGCGUUCUGCCCCACCCACGUCCUGCCGGUCCUUCGUGACUGAAGUGGGGGGAGGAGUGGGCAAUUUGAGGAGGCCUUUUUGUGCAAAGGAAGCGUGGAGUCAGGAGACCCCCCUUGACGUGCUGCCCCGUGCAAAGAGGAAUAAAAGGGUUCCUUUUCCAAA
Molecule: messenger RNA, 2069 nt
Organism: Sorex fumeus (smoky shrew)
Lineage: Eukaryota; Metazoa; Chordata; Mammalia; Eulipotyphla; Soricidae
Gene: COPZ1
Product: COPI coat complex subunit zeta 1
Exons: 9
Coding region: 43-576 (177 amino acids)
Biological process (GO): intracellular protein transport; intra-Golgi vesicle-mediated transport; retrograde vesicle-mediated transport, Golgi to endoplasmic reticulum
Cellular component (GO): COPI vesicle coat
Source: RefSeq, a predicted model, not a curated record